UGUAAAUAAAUUCUGAAUACCGGGGGAACAUUUGUCAACGAAUGGAGACAUGGUUGUAGAUCUACAUAGAGGAUAGCAUAAUGAGUUAAUUAAUUAAAAUAGCCAACAAUUAGAAUGUAGGUAGGCAGUGAUCGCAGAGAAAUCUACUUGGUUCUGUGGCCAGUACUCAACUCGCUCGUUUAAAUCAGCUGAUGUGCAGUGAGAUACAAAUAGAUCUACUCACUUGUGUGAGCAGGACGAGCUAAUCAAUGGCUGAAGGAAGGUACUCGAGCUAUGGAACGUCUGACCGUUCACAGGAGAAAGCUUUUAUUGACAAGGUGUAUCUUUUAAAAGAUGAACAAGAAAGAGUACAGAAAAAAACUUUUACAAACUGGAUGAACACCUACCUUUGUAAGAGAAUCCCACCUAUCAAAGUUGAGAAUCUAUUCGAGGACAUCAAAGAUGGCGUUGUCCUGCUGUCCCUACUGGAGGUGUUGUCUGGUGAAAAAUUGCCAAUGGAGAAAGGACCAAGGCUUCGUAGACCUCAUCACUUGGCCAACAUAUCAACUGCCCUGAACUUUUUGGAAAAGAAAAAGAUCAAGCUUGUGAAUAUCAACACCUCCAGUAUUGCAGAUGGCAAGCCUUCAAUUGUUCUUGGCCUGGUUUGGACCAUUAUUUUAUACUUCCAGAUUGAAGAAACGAUCAAUGCAGUGCCUGGAGAUGGUACCAAUAAAAAACCUCAGCUACCAAAACAAAGUUUGUUGGAUUGGGCAGAGAAUGUCUUAACAAAAAAUUAUGGUAUCAAAAUUAAAGACUUUGGCAACAGUUGGAAAACUGGUAUUGCUUUCAAUGCCAUGAUCCACCAUAUCCGUCCUGAUCUUGUGGAUAUGGACCAGAUUAAAAGACAGCAGGCACGCAUUAAUUUAGAGCAUGCAUUUUCAACAGCUGAGACUCACCUGGGUAUUCCCAGACUUCUGGACCCUGAAGAUGUGGAUGUAGACAAGCCGGAUGAGAAAUCUAUCAUGACAUAUGUGGCUCAGUUCCUGAAGGCCUAUCCUGAAGCUGGCGGCAGUGGAGUCCCAGGUCUGGACAUCAACUCUCCUGACAAAGAACUGAAAGCUUUCAGCACAUUGAUGAGCUGGUUGAAUGUGGAUGCCAAGGGUGUCCUAGCCACAACCCUCGAACCCGUCCAGGACAGAGAAGCAGAAUUCAAGGCCUACCUGGAAUUCAAAACAGAUCUAGAUGGAAGAGAGCCGUUAUAUUUGAAACUUGGAGAGAAAGUUUUAUUAGGACAAGCUUUAAAAAUAACCAGACCAGAUUGGGAAAAACUGGAUAUAAGUUGGCAGGAAGUGGAAGAAGGCGUAAGACUUUGGCUUCUAAAACUUGAUGCCUGCCUUCCUGGCAAGCUGGGGCAACUUGGCCAGUGGCUUUAUGAGGCAGAAAAAAUGUUAAAGAAAAAAGAAGUUUCAACUGACAAUCCUGAAGAGAUGGCAGAACAAUAUGGUGAUCUUGCAAAAGAGCACAGGCUUUUUUUCAAAGAUUUGGAGGAAUGGAAACAGUUUUUUGCUCAAGUCAAGCGAGCCGGUCGCUACGAAGGCCUGGCCAUUCAGGGUGCUCAGCUGGAACACAUUGCUAAGCGGCUGGAACAUGUAUCACUGCACUCAACUGUCAGACAGAACAGACUGGACUACACUCACAUGAGAUACAAAUUAUUAGCUUUUCUGGGGAUAGCUGAGUUCAAGCUAGCAGAAUGGACUGGGAGAUUUGGACACCAAAACUCUGUUGAAAACAUGUUAAAAGAGUUCUCAGAUAUUGUUGACAAGCAGAAGCUCUUUGAAACCUUUGACAAACUACUGGCAGACAGCAAAAAAGUGUCAGAAAUAUAUAAAAUGGGAGGGGCAGACAAAACAGAAAUUUCACAAAUGGAGCAGUUUUUGGGAAACAUCAGUGGUCAAUGGAAAAACAUGUCAGUUGAAAUCAAAGGUGUGAGGUCAAUGUUAGAAGAGGUCAUCAAGACCUGGAAGCAGUACACUUCUAGUUUGGACUCACUGACAGUGUGGCUUGCCGAGGCAGAGAAAGUCUUAAAUAAAAGCUUGGAAGAAAAGGAGGACUUUUUUAAUGACCUGUCAGAGCAGCAUGAAAUACACAAACUUUUAAAUGACUCUGCCAACUUUCUUAUUGAGGGAGCUACCCAGCCUGUCGCUGAUGAAAUCAAACGAACCAUUUUACUCGUCAACCGCCAGUUUACAGAGGUUGUUGAGGGGUUCCAUUCUUUCCAUCAGAAUGAAAUUAUUGGCAAGGCAAAAUCUGAGUAUGAAAAGGGUGUUGACAGCUUGGCUGCUUGGUUGACGUCUGCCCUAGAAGUUCUGGGCCGUCCUGUCAGAUGUAUUCAUGCUGAAUUAAAAGCCUAUCUCUUGGAACUAGAUAAAUGCAGUAAUGAAAUUCAGGAAGCUGAAAGCAACUUUAAAGUAACAACAAAAACAGCACAAUCUCUAGUGAAGGACAGCUCUCAAGAUGUUGUCACAGCGAUGCUGCAAACAUUAAAUGAACAGAAAGAGGCCAUUGUAAAGCUGAAAAAGGAAAUUCCAGACAGGAUCAAGUACCUGAAGGCUGUGCUGCCAAAUGUGGAGUCACUGGAGACUGGCAUCACUGACCUGUUCAGGUGGUUGGAUGACGGCAAACAUUUGCUGGACUCUCACAAAUUAGAGGCCACAGCAGAAGACAAUGAUUCUAGAUUAGAGAAACAUAAGGCCUUUUUCACUGAAAUAACCUACCAAAAGUCAAUUCUUGAGAGCAAAAACAAAGUCUUCCAGAAAAUCAGUGGGACCAAAGCCAAACUUGCCAAUGUUGACUUCAACCCUGCUGAAGACUUGAUAGCGCGAGCCAAUGAACAGUUUCAGAAUUCUGUGACAAGUGCCAAAGACUGGGAGCGUAAAUUAGAAGCUUUGUCUCGUUUGUGGCGGUCACUCCAUCAGAAGCAACAAGAGCUAGAAGAUUGGCUUGACACAGCCUCGAACAUACUGGAUGACAAAGAUGAUGACCCCGACAACCUGAUACGUAAACAUAAGGCUUUCUUCAACAAACUAGACAAGCGUCUUAUGACAGAUUAUGAAGCUCUUGCUAAUGAAAUCUUGCAUCAACUGAGCCCUCCAGAGCAGAAGCAACUUUCUCAAACCCUAGGUCAUCUAAAGGAGAGAUGGGAGCAUGUCCUGCACCAUGCACCAAUCAAACUGUUGAAACUUGAGUUUGCCCUACCAGAGGACAAGUUUGAACAAGGCAUGGAGAAAGCUGAAUUGACUCUCAGACAGGCCCAAGACCAGAUCAAACGAAAUGAGAACAUCAAAGAUGCACUGGCUAGACACAAACAAAUGUUUGAAGAAGGGAACCUGGUCACCUCUUGUGAGCAAUGGCUUGAAUCUAUGAAAAACAUAGCCCAACAACUACUCAAGCUAAGCAUUGAUGAAAAGUCACUGGACCAGAGACACAGAAACCAUUUAGAGAGAUGGAAGAAGCUGAGGAUGAUAGCUGAUGACACUUAUGUCCAACUAAAGCAGCUACCUGAGAGGUGGAAAGAAUAUCAUCAAAAAAUGAAUGAUGUGGAUGGUUGGGUACAAAAUGUGGAGAAACUCAUCAAAGGAAUGGCACAAGAGAAUAUUUCAGGAGAGGAGUAUAAAGAAAUGCUGGCACAGUUUCAGAAGGAGAUGAGAAACAUGAGCAAGUACCAAGAGGACUCCAAGUGGCUUGACCAGUCCUUGAAUGAACUGGUCAAAGAUGCACCAGAAGCUGAUGCCAAGAGGGAAAGAGAGCGUCUCAAGGGUUUGCUGGAUCGGUUCAGGGGAGUGAAACCUCACAUGGAUACAACUAUGGAUAAAUCCAACAUUUUAUCCAAGGGCUAUGAGUACAGGGAUAAUGUGGUUAGGAAGUCCAGCUGGUUGGAUGAAGCUCAGCGGCUGGCGAUGGAACACCCUCACAUUGACAGCCUUGAUGAUGCCAGAGUUUACCUUCAAGAGCAUGAGUAUCUUCUCAGCAAACUUGAGGCAGAGAAAGCCAAUAUUCAAGCUGAUAUUGAAGCAGGAAAACGCCUUCAGAGAGAGAAAAAUGCUCCAGCAUUCAUCCAACAAGCUGUCAGUGAACUGGACAAGAAGUGGAAAGAUAUCAACGAUCUAGCCAAGGCCAAGCAUGAAAAACUGAAGAAACAAGUAAAAGACUGGGAGGGCUAUGAAGGAGAGAAGUCAACACUUCUUACUUAUCUGAAGAAAGCUGAAGUAGAGUUGGAAAAACCCAUUGAUUCUGUCAAUCAGGAGAAUGCCAUAAAAGAUUUACAGGCCAAGAAGGAACUUCAACAAACAUUAAAUAAAUUAAAAGGAAGUUUGACAGAAAUGACGAAGCUAAAUGCUCUUGUGGCUGUGGGAGCAAGCCGAGAACGUCAGGCACCACUGAAAGGGGAAGUGACUGACAUUGACAAAAGACUGGAGAGUGUGUCUCACCGCCUCAAUGCUAAGCUGACAGACCUAGAAGCCACAAUUGCCAAGUGGGCUGAAUACUACAAGAGGUUAAACAACUUCUGUGAUUGGCUGAAUGAAAAAGAGAGCAAGUUAAAUGAAAUUUAUGACAACAAACAAGAUUCUCCUGAUGCUCAGCUACAAAAAGCAGAGGGCAUCUCAAGUCAGGUGUAUGAGAACCAUGUGACUCUGGAAAACUUAGAGAAAGAUGCCAGAGGACUGACACAAAAUUUCCGGUCCAGAGAGACAGCAGCCCUUAAGUCUAAGCUGACCAGUGUCAGGAGACAGUGGGAAGCCUUAUGCACUAGAGCCAAAGACAGAAGUACAGCUCUGUCAGGCAACGUGCUCCACUGGCAGAAGUACCAAAACUACCUGGAGAAGCUCAUGCCAUGGAUCACCAAAGCUGAGAAGUAUUGCGCUACACAACUGCCAAAGUGUGCUUCUGUAGAAGAGGCAAAGGAUCUUUAUGAUAUUCAUCAGUCAUUCUUACAAGAGUGUGAGGAGAAUCUUCCACUAUUUGAACAAAUGUGCACAGAGGCCAGCUACUUAAUGGACCAGCCCAAUAUUCACCAAGAUGUGGAGAAUAUCCAGAAGAGGUGGGGUGGUAUCCUGUCCAACUCUGAGGACAGAUCUCAGAAAAUGGACAAAACAUUUUCUGCCUGGACAGCUUACAGCAAUGAGCUGGAGAACUUCCAAGAAUCCCUGGACAAGAUACACGCUCGUCUGGCCAAUGAUCCUAAUGUCAACACAUCUGAUGUCCAAGUCUUGGAACAUGAAUUGGCUCUGGCCAAGGCACUGCAAGAUGAGAUACGUAGUUACCAGCCACAACUUAAUAAUUUGGCUCGCCAGUUUGAAGUUGUUCAGACAUACUCCAGCCCAGAAGGUUUAAAAGUUUUGAAAUCAAAACAAGAUUCCAUCAAAAGCAACUGGAAAGAUAUCAAUGAUGAAGUCACAGAAAGGCAGAAAGUUCUAUCUAAUGCCUUGCAACAUAGGAAAAACUUUUACGGCAGACUUCAAGAUUCUGAAAAAUGGUUAAAAAAGAUGCAGAAAAACCUUGACUCUGGGAAUGAAAUCUACUCUGAUGAAGUUGGAGCAAUACAAGCUAAAUUAAAGAACUUUAAAGAUGAAUCCAAAUCGCAAGAGAAAUUUUUCCAAGAUUUGCAGCAAGAGUUUAAAGAACUGGUAGCAGUGUGUAGUGAAGAGGAAGCAGCUGUACUCAGUGAACGUUUCAACAAAAUUUUGGAAGGCUACACUCAAGUAGAGGAUCUCAUUGGCAGCAGACAAGAUUUAUGUGAAAAAUGGGUUGAUUACAGUGAGACACAGAAAGAAACUCAAACCAAACUAAAAGCUCUUCAGGCUCGCCUUGCUUCACCUAAUGUAAGUGAAGCAGAAGUUGCUCAAAUAAAACGUGAGAUAGAGGCAUUGCGCAAGUCUUUGAAGCCUUGGAACCAAGAAGCAGACAAUCUUGAUGACCUGAUGUCCACAGCUCAGAUGGUCAUUAAAGACAGAGCUACCCAGAGAACCUUACACUUUGGGUCAGAGCUGGCAACUUUGGAAAACCUGUGUGACCAGACAGGGGACUCAGCUAAACAAAAGGAAGCUCAGCUUGGUGAAAUUAAUCAAUUAAGUUCAGACUUUGUUCAAAAGAAAGAUGAUCUUGUUGAAAGUUUGAUCAAAAUUCAAGAGAAAUUAGAAUAUGCUAAAGCUAAGAAAUCGAAUCUUCAAGGAGUUAAAGAUUUGGUUAAAGAAAUAGAGACUAUUCGUGAUGAAAUGUAUAGUCACAACCCCGAGUAUGAACAACUAAGAGAACUUGGAAGACAAAUCAUGCAUAGCGACCCCACUAAAGCUGCAGCCCUUCAGCAACAACUUGGCCAGAUCAAUGCUGCAUGGGAAGACAUUCAAGCAAUGAUAGCAGAUAAACAUCAACGAUUCAAUGGUGUGGCAAGCAUAUGGCAACAGUACACUGAUGCUAAGCAAGGAGUUAUGAAGAUUGUUGAUGAUGUUCAACCUUUGCUACAGCAGGAUCUGGCUUUUUCUAAACAAGAAGAUGUGAAGAAAUCCUUAGACCAACAUAAGAACGCUGAAUUUGAGCUUCAUGCCAACCAGACACACCUAGAUCACAUGAAUAGCAAAGGUGUGCAACUCCUUGAAGAUCUCAAGUGCCUUCCCGAUUUUGACUUCUCAGGGAUGGAAAAUGAUCUGGAUGAAGUCAAUCUCAGAUGGGAAACAGCCAACUCUGUUAUUGAUGAACACAAAGAGAAUUUGGAAGCUCAGCUGAUUUGCUGGGACCAGAUUCGUUCUGGUGAGGAGGAGGUCAGUGCUUGGGUCAACUCUAUGGUCAGUAAACUAGGUGACAGCCUGAACCAGUUUGAUGACACUGUUACUGUAGAGGCAAGACUUGCCAAGUUUAAGGAUGAAGCACCUUAUUAUGAGGAGGUCAUGAAUGACGUGAAGCAGAAACUUAAAGACUUGCAAGAACUCAACAAAAACAAUUCAGUGCCUACCCUUGCUUCAACACAGCAAAACCUUCAACAACAGUUCCAGAAAGCUGCUUCUAUGGCUAAUCAGCUGGAGUCUAUCAUGACCAACUUCAAUGAUGAGCAGCAAGGUCUUCAACAAGUGAUGACUGACGAGACAGAAUGGAUGAACCAUCUUAAGGAAGCCCUGGCUAAAUGUGAUGAUGUAACUGGAAGCAAAGAGGAUUUAAUUGGCAGAUAUGAAAACACCAAGCAUCUUCUUCAAGAGCUGGCAUCCCACCAAAGACAAAUUGCUUCUAUUAAAGACAAAGCUGAUAACCUAAACAAAAAGUAUUCUUCUUCUGAGACUUCUAGUCUUGCUAAAGAUGGCGCUGUUGUUUCAAAGAAGUACGAGUCCCUCAUGCAGCGGGCAGAGAGGGUACAGGACUCAUUGAUAGCCCAGCUGGAGCAGCAGUGCACAGAGGCCCAGCAGCAGCAGCAGAGGUGGCUUAACACAGCCAAGGAAAAAGUUGGCUGGUGUGGGGACAUAGCUGGGGACCGCUACAGUGUGGAAGCCAAACUGGCAACUAUUCAGGAAAUGAAGGCAAGUCUGAAGGAAGGAGAGGAAAAGAGACAAGAAGCUAUUAAUAGAUUUGAUGCAAUAAAGGGAGUCUUACCAAAAGCCAAACAAGCAGAACUUGAGGAAAACAGAAAACUGAUGGAGAAAUCCUGGCAAAACUUGAUUCAGUCUAUUAAUCAGACAGAAUCUAAGCUUGAAAAUUCCAUGGACCAGUGGCAGCAAUAUGACCAGCGAUAUGAGACAUUGUCUCAAUGGUUGAAAGACACUGAAGCGUCCAUCAGAACUGAUUCAGCUCUGCAACCUGACAUACAUAGUAAAAAAGAACAACUGGAACAGUUAAAAGCCCUCGAGCAGACAAUUUUGUCACACAAAAAAGAAUUUGAGAACAUGCGUGACUCAGCUCAACAAAUUAGCCAAGUUAGUGGAGACAGCCGCACACUAUCGUAUGCUGGUCAGUUGGCCAGUCGUUACCAGUCACUGGCCUCUGCAGUCAAGGAACAACUAGCACAGAGUAAACAAAACAUAGAUGACCAUCAGCGCUAUGGUACCAGUCACAAGGCGGCACUGGACUGGUUGAAGACAGCACAACAGGAACUUGACCAGUGCUCUGAGAUGGUCAGAGAUGAGGACUCACUGGACAUUAAACUCUCAAUACUUCAAAAACUCAUUGCUAAAAAAGAUGAAGGUGCUGCUCACUUUAACUCAGCAAUUGAAGCUGGGGAGAAACUUUACCCCAACACGUCCAAUGAUGGCAGGGAGAACAUUCGCAGGGAGUUGCGCAGCCUGAGAGAGGCCUAUGAGACUUUUAAUGACAGUCUUAGUGAAACACAACGCCAGCUAGACAGCAGCCGAAUGCAGUGGCAAUCAUUUGAUGAAAACUUUGAACAGCUGAACAAGUGGGUGCUGGAUGUGGAGGCACAGAUUGAGCCUGACCCAGAACUUAAGUCUAGUUUACAGGAGAAGAAGGCCCUACUUCAGCAUUACAAGACUCGCUUUCAAGACAUACUAUCCCACCAAUCUAUGAUUGAUAAUAUCAGUGAUAAAGGGACAGCACUCUCAUCUUCUCAAGUCAAAAACAAACUUAAACAGCUGACAAACAAAUACCAAACACUGUGUAAAGCAGCAGAGAGCUGUGCAGAGAAAGCUGAGGACUAUGUGGAGGAACACCAGCAGUACCAAGACUUGUACCAGCAGUGUCGUGACUGGAUGAAUGCCACCAGAGAUAAAGUAGCUGUAUGUGCUGAAAUUGGGGGAGACAAGCAAGCUCUGCAGAAUAGAUUAGACAGACUACAGGAAAUAGUUUCUAGCCUGAAGGAAGGAGAAUCUAAAGUAAAAUCCGCCCAUCAACUAGGACAAAAAACUAUCCCCCACACAUCAACAGCUGGUCAAGCCAACAUCAAAAGAGAGCUAGAGUCACUGCAUUCUGACUGGGAUGGGCUGGUCAGCCACAUUGACAGUGCUGAACAAGAACUUGUCCAGGCUAUCAAAGCUUUGGAGAUUUAUGAUGGGUCAUGUGAUUUGUUAAAUCGUUGGCUGAAAGAUACUGAGUCACAGUUUAAAAAUACUGAGCUCAAAUCAACUUUACAAGAGAAAACAAAGCAAGUAGAAACAUUUAAGAAUUUACAAAGAGAAAUAAAUUCCAAGCAAGAUCAGUUCACCAAUCUACAAACCAUGUCAGCUCAAGUGCAGACAACUGAUUCCAGAUUGGCCAGCUACAGCAAUCAGUUGGGAACAAAAUAUCAGACACUUAAAAACCUGGCUAAGGAUGUGAUUGUAAAAUGGGAGGAUUAUGUGGAAGAACAUCAGGCUUUCCAAGAUAGCCAUGCCCAGUGCAUGGAGUGGGUGGACACUUUAAGGAAGCGACUGCAAGUUUGUGCAGAUCUUGCUGGAGAUAAACAAGAUGUAGAGGACCGCAUGCAAAAAUUACAAGAACUGUCUGCUGAAAAAGAUGAAGGAGCCAAUCAUAUCCACCAGACAACAGAAAGUGGUGAACGUCUCUACCCCAGCACGUCAUCUCAAGGCAGGGACAUUGUAAGACAGGACAUCAGAAACCUCAGGGACAACUGGGAAGCUUUGAGGGAUGAGAUUUGUGAUGUCCAGCGCAAGUUGGACAUUAAUCUCAACCAGUGGUCAUCCUAUGAUGAAAACUUUGAAGUCUUCCAAAAGUGGCUUCUAGAUAUGGAAGUUAAACUAAAGGAAGAUUCUGAGUUGAAGUCUUCACUGCCAGAGAAGAAAGCUCAACUACAAAACCACAAGGUGCUACAUCAAGAUAUUGUCUCCAGAGAACAUAUCAUUGAAAACUUGACAGAAAAAGCUCAGGCACUUACACAGUCCACUCCUUCUGCUAAAGUAAAAAAAUUUGUUGGAGAACUGAAGCGCAAGUAUGACACCAUCUGUUCAACAUCCAAGGCUAUUUUGGACAAGCUGGAUCACUCCAUGCAGGACCACCAACAGUACCAAGAUGCAGCCCAAGAUUUCACAGAGUGGCUCAACUCAGCCCAGGAGAGACUUGCCGCUUGUUUUGACAGAUCUGGUGACAAACUCUCCCUACAAGCCAAAAAGGAGAGGCUCAAGGAAUUUUCAUUGAAUAUCAAAGAGGGCCAGAAAAAGCUCCAGAGCACAGAAGAAAUGGGAGCCCUAACAGCAAGGAACACAUCGCCCCAAGGCAAGGACGUGCUACACCGUGAGCUGGAGCACAUGAAGAGAGAGUGGAAUGACUACCUUAACCUUAUGAAUCAGGCAGAAACUUCCCUGGACCAAACUAUGGGCAUGUGGGGGGAGUUUGAAUCCAAGUUUGAAGAGUUUGCUCAUUGGCUAAAGAACAUGGAGCAGAAAGUCAAAGGACAUGACCUUAAAAAUACAUUAAAGGAAAAACAGAAUCAAGUAGAUGUAUUUAAGAAACAAAGAGAAGAAAUCAUCAGCCACCAAACAGAAAUUGACAAGUUCACUGACGAUGCCCAGAACCUUAUGCACACAAGUUCAGAUGUUCGUCUGAGCACACAGGUGUCUCAGCUGACCAACAAGUACCAGGGCUUGCUGUCACUGGUCAAGGAUCUGAUCACAAAGUGGGAGAAGUACGUUCAGGAUCACCAGAUGUAUGACAACCGUAUGGAAGAAUUCAAGAAGUGGCUGGUCCAAGCCAACCAUAAACUUGGUCAGUGCUCACAGCCGGUCAAGGACCAGGGAGCAUUGGAGGAGAAGAGAGCCUUAAUACAGAUGCUGUUCACAGAAAAAGAGCAUGGUCACCAGAAGCUCAUGUCCACACUUGAAGCAGGUGAAAAACUGUAUCCUGAUACAGGUGCUAAUGGGCGGGACAGAAUCAGAUCAGACCUACGGACAGUGAAGCAGGAUUGGGAAAAUCUUUUAUCUGGACUCAGUGAUGCCCAGCGCCACCUGGAUUCUUACCUCCAUCAGUGGUCAACUUAUACAGAUGGACAGGAUCAGAUGCUACGCUGGAUGGCUGAAACAGAAACAGCUCUGAGAGCAGAUAAGGAUUUGAAGAACAACUUACAAGAAAAGAGGCAACAACUGCAAGCUCAAAGAGGCUUACUUCAAGACAUCACUUCCCACCAAAGGCUGGUAGACUCUGUGAUUGAGAAAGCUCAGGGUGUUUUGAAGAGCACAUCCAACUCAGAGGUGUCAGACUUCAUCUCUGAUGUCACUUCAAGAUAUGAAAAACUUCACACUGAAGCCAAGCACCAGAUUGAAAGAUCUGAGCAACAUGUACAGCUACAUCAACAAUACCAAGAAGGCAUGCAAGCUGCUGUGGACUGGAUGACCCUCAUGAAAGACAGGCUGACCCUGUGUUCUGACACCAGUGGAGACAGACACACCAUCCAGGGCAAGCUUGACCGCCUGCAUGAACUUUUAGGCUGCUUAUCAGAAGGUGCAGGUAAAAUAAAGGAGUGUGAAAACUAUGCUCAAGGUACAAUGGAUACAACUGGACUCAAGGGUUGCCAAGCUAUCCAAUCAGAACUUGAUGUUUUACACACCAACUGGGAGGACUACUGCAACAAGCUCAACUCUCUGAAAGAGAGCCUUGAGCAAGCCUUGCAUUACUGGAGUCUAUACGACUCAAGCCAUCAGCAGCUGACUGCAUGGCUCAAAACUAAUGAGAAGCAGAUCAAAGAGUGUCCCCUUGUGUGUACCUUGGAUGAGAAAAGAGAACAGCUGGCCAAGUACCAGGAACUAUGGCAUGAGAUAAAGAACCAGCAGAGAGAUGUGGACAAAUUCACAGAUGAAGCCCAGACUCUCCAGCACCUGACAUCAGAGUCACGGGUGGGAAACUUUGCUUCACAGCUAGCCACAAGAUACCAGUCACUGCUCACUUCUGCCAAGGAUCUGAUAAGAAAAUGUGAACAAAAUGUGGAGGAUCAUGAGGCCUAUAAGACUAAGUAUGCUGAAAGUUCAUAUUGGCUUGAGAAAGCUAAGAAAAAGUUUGCUGAAUGCACAGAAUCUGGAGGUUCAAGGGCUGAGUUAGAAGAGAGGCUUGAAAAAGUUCAGGAACUUGUUCAUGACAGAGAUGCAGGAUUGGCUAAACUGAACCAAAGUGUUGAGUCGGGAGAGAGACUGUAUCCUGCCACUGCACCAGACGGCCGUGAGGCUAUUCGUCAAGACCUGCACAAGCUUAAGCUGGGAUAUGAAAACAUGUUUGAUGAGUUGUCUGCCCUUCAGAGGAAACUUGAAGUGUCCCUGGUCCAGUGGACAUCAUUUGAUGAAAGUUAUGGCCAGGUGGAACACUGGCUGAAACAUAUGGAAUCUCAGCUAGAGGGACAAACACCACUGAAAUCAACUUUAGAGGAGAAAAAGUCACAGCUGCAUAACUAUAAGGCCCUCCAACAAGACGUCACGUCCUACCAGAGGGUUAUUGAGAGCAUCAGUGAGAAAGCUUCUAGCCUUGUCCAGACCAACAGUGACCGGGAGCUGUCCAAAUUUAUUUCACAGACAGGAACUCGUUACAAGAAACUCUGUGCCUGUGCCAAGGAGAGAGUUAGCCUGUAUGAGGAUUAUGUCAGUGAACAUCAACAAUACAGUGAUAUGUACAAUGCAUGUGUUGACUGGUUGAACGCCAUUCGUGAAAAGUUGUCUUCAUGCUCGGAUGUUUCAGGAGAUAGGAAUGCUAUCCAGAGUCGGCUUGACAAAAUACAGAAACAUUGUAGCCCCCUAAACACAUCAGAUAGAUUAUUUUCAAAUGUGCAAGAUAUUCUGACAACAAAGAUGGAAGGCGAACCUAAGGUUAAGGAAGUGAUUGAGUUGGCUGAUCAGGUCCUCCCACACACUGCAGCACAAGGUAGGGAGGUCAUCACAAGAGACACAGAGGCACUAAAGGCUGAAUGGGAGGCUUUUAUCAAAGCUAUGGCUAAGACAAAGAAGGAUCUUGAAGCUUGUAUGAGUCAAUGGAAAGGUUUUGAAAACUAUUAUGAAUCUUGCUCCACAUGGCUAAAAGAUCUAGAAACUCGGCUCAGAGACAUUGAUCUGAAGGCAACACUCCCGGAGAAGCAAAACCAGCUGGAGAGGCUGAAGGCACUGCAAGGGGAGGUAGCAAGUCACCAAAGAGAUUUAGAUUCCUUAAGUGAUGCUGCCCAAGAUCUGGUUAGACUCAGUGCAGAUUCUCGAGUCAUAAGUCAGGCAUCUCAGUUGACAACAAAGCACCAGACAGCCCAAAUCAAUAUUAAGGAGCUGUGUCGUAGGUGGGAGCAGUAUGUGCAAGAUCACAAGGCCUACAUUCAACUCUUUGACCAGUGCCGAACAUGGGUGACUCAGAUGAAGAAAAAAGUCUCUAAUGUUGUAGACACCAGUGGUGAUAAAAGAACAGUUCAAGACAGGCUAGGCUUAGUACAGGAACUUCUAAAUGAGAAAGAGGAAGGCAUCCACAUGCUGCAAGUUGCUUUAGAUAACCUGCAGAUGGUCCUACCCAAUACUUCAGUUCCUGGGCGGGACAACUUGAGACGGGACAUGCAGAUGUUACAGCAAGAAUAUGACAUUUUGUCUGCUGAUCUUAACGAUGCCAAGACCCAGCUGGAUGGCACACUGGCUCAAUGGACAAUGUAUGAUGACAGCAUUGAGCAGCUGCAAAGAUGGCUCAGAGACCUGGAAGCACAGAUGGAGUCUGAUGCACAGAAACAAAAUACACUUCAAGAGAAAAAGUUACAACUGGAGAGAGUAAAGGUUCUACAACUGAACAUCUCCAGCCAACAAAGCACCAUAGAUAAUCUGAAUGAAAAAGCCUUGACCUUGAAAAAGAACAGCCGUGAUGGUAACUUGGGAGGUCAGAUAUCUCAAGUCAUCAGCAGAUUUGAGCAGCUGGUGAAGAGAGCUAAGGAACUAAAUGAACAAUGUGAGAAAAAUUUGAGAGACCAUCAGAUCUACAGAGACACCUAUAUGGACACAUCUGAAUGGCUGGGUGCAGCCAUGGAAAAACUUAGCAUGUGCAGCGAUACUCGUGGGGAUAGACAUGCCAUUGAGGCACAGCUUAGUAAAGUUGAGGAAAUAAUGUUGACAAGUGAUGCAGGUAAACAGAAACUGGCUGAAGCACAACAGAAAGGUAAACUUGUUAUCCCUGAAACGUCCAGCCAUGGCCAAGAUCUGAUUCGCGAGGAACUGACCAUGUUGACCAAUGAUUUUGAGGCCUUUGAAGCUGACUUAAGUGACCUAACUGAAACAUUAUCAACACUGAAAGACCAGUGGACUUCUUAUGAAAUAUUCUAUGAGGAGCUGAGCCAUUGGAUCAAGGACACAGAAAACAGUAUAAAGACUGAGUCGGACCUAAGGGCUACUCUUGACCAGAAACUUCGUCAAUUAAACAAUCAUAAGUCUGCUCAUGAAGACAUACUUAGACAACAAGAGUCAUUUAAUAAACUGGCAGAGAAGGCAAGAAUUCUUAUCCAGUCUUCCACAGAUGGGAGAGUUUCAACACAGUUACACCAGCUCAGCACCAGAUAUGCUGCCCUCAUCACUUUCUCUAAAGAUCUGUUGAAAAGGUAUGAGCAGACAGUCCAGGAACAUGACCAUUACAGUGAGGCUUACACCAGAGCAAGAUCUUGGCUAAAAGAAACGCGUGUUAGGCUGUCAGUGUGUGCUGACACAUCAGGUGAUCGAUACACAGUCCAGAGCCAGCUGGAAAAGCUGCAGGAGUUUUUUGUGAUCAAAGAGGAAGGACAAAUAUUUUUGCAUUCUGCAAUAACUUGGGGAGAAAAAACUAUGGGCAAUACCUCAGUUGAAGGGAGAGAAGUCAUCAGAAAUGAGCUAAAUCAGUUACAGAUAGAAUGGGAUCAUUUGAUUUCUGAAGUAACAGACACCAAAGUGCUGUUAGAAUCUUGUUUGCUGCAGUGGAGUGAUUACAAUGUGUCACAUGACCAAGUCUUGAAGUGGUUGAAAGACAUGGAGAAGCGCUUGCGGGAGACAACACCUAAAGGAGAUCUAGGGGAGAAGAAGGCAGAGCUGCAGAGAAUUAAAGGUCUGUACCAAGAUAUAGUCUCUUAUGAGCAAAUGGUAGAGUCAGUUUCCUCUAAAGCAACAGAUCUAGCGGAGAAAAGCCCAGCCAAUAGAGCAACCAUAGAUACGUCUCAGAUACAAGGCAGAUAUGUCAGUGUGAAGGAACAAGCCAAGGAGUUGCUGGCUCGCAGUGAGCAAAAUGUUGCACACCAUCAGGACUUCAUUGACAGCUGCAACAGUUUUGCAUCAUGGUUACGCACAGCUACAGAGAAGCUUGCCACUUGCUCAGACACAUAUGGUGAAAAAUCAGCAAUAGAGAGUAAAGUUGACAGAGCAAAGUCUUUGCUGACGAACUUGAAUGAAGGAGCUCAACGCCUAUCUCAUGCAGUUAAGGCAGGGGAAGCCACUCUUCCCAGUACAUCAGCUUCUGGACAAACUAAAAUUAGACAAGAGUUGCAAGCAAUCAACAGAGAAUUUGAAGAAUUUCGCCUACAUCUAGUUGAGGCCCAAUCUGAUUUAGAAAUUUGCUUGACCCGGUGGAAUGAGUUUGAGCAAAGCUACCAAGAAUUCAGCAACUGGCUGAGGGUAGUGGAGGUGCUGCUCAGAAGUGAGCUGGAUUUGAAAGCUACAGUAGAAGAGAAAAAACACCAUUGGGAGGAGUAUCAGCUUCACCUAGAAGAGGCUGUCUCCCACCAGUCUUCCCUAGACAGGGUCAGUGAAAAAGCCCACGCCUUGCUACAGACUAAUGCUGAUGCCAAGACAUCCCAUGCCAUCACACAGCUAACCACUAGGUACCAUGGUGUCAUCGCUCUGGCUAAGGAUACAACUGUCCACCUAGAGUCUAACUACAACCACCACAGACUGUACAAACAAAACCAUCACCUGUUCAUAGAUUGGCUAAGGGAGAUCAAACAGAGACUACAAGUCAUUCAUGAUGACAAGGGAACCAAGGAAACUGUCUACAGCAAGCUCAGAGAACUUGAUGAAAUUCAAGGUGGGCUAGAUCAAGGCCACACUAUCCUCCGUACAGUCCUGGACAGCUGUGAGAAGACACUACCAAACACCAAUCAGAGGGGAGUUCAUGUUUUAAGGGGGGAGGCUGACAGUGCCAAGCUGGAAUAUGAAAAUGUGCUCACACAAGUUUCUCAGGUAAAACGCAGCCUUGACAGUGCCCUAAACCACUGGUCAGACUUUGAUGACCUGUACCAGCCAAUGCUGGACUGGCUAACAGAUCUAGAGCUCAGGCUUGGCUCUAGUCCAGAGUUUAAAACUGAUCUUCCUGAGAAACGCUCAAGUCUUGAAAGAUAUAGAGCUCUGUACUCAGAUAUAAUUGCCCAUAAGGAACAACUGAACAGGCUUGAAGAAAAGGCUGGGCAAGUGAAAGAUGGUCUACCCAAAUCAAAAAUAGCAGAAAUCAAGUCCAGGUUUUCAGUUCUACUUGAUCAUGCCAAGGAAUAUGUUGGCCAUGUUGAAGAGCAAGUGGUAAGUCAUGAAGAAUACAGAAAGUCCUACAUUGGCUGCCUAGACUGGCUGGCCAACACCAAACAUAGAUUACAACGUCUGGCUGAUUAUUCUGGUGACAAGAGAACACUUCAAGAUCGACUGCAUCAAAUUAGGGAGCUGAAAUCAGAACUGACCCAAGGGCAAACAAUGCUGAACCACACAGCCUCUCUAGGAGAAAAAGUUUGUCUGACAACAUCACCUCGUGGGCAGGACUUGAUUCAUAGGGAGGUGGAAAGUCUGCGGGAUGACUGGAAAUCUUUCUCUGCAGCUUUUGGUGAUGUUGAGCACAACCUAGAGGUGAGCAUUUCUCACUGGAUGCAGCUGGAUGAAGAACACCUCAACUUUUCCAGCUGGCUGGAAAGGAUGGAAGCCCGUGUCAGGAGUUGUCUGGAAACAAAGGCCAACCAGACAAGGAAACGGAGCCAAUUACAGGAAGGGGAGGACCUUUAUGACGAAAUCCUAGGCCACAAAUCAGAACUGAACCGUGUGAAAGAUAAAGGCGAAUCUAUUGCCCAGCGCAGCAGUGAUAUAAGGGUCUCAAACAACCUUAUGCAGCUCUCAAAUAAAUACCAGUCUCUUUGUUCACUGGCUAAGACUACUGUGGCCAAACUCCGAGAAUAUGUCAAUGACCACAGACUGUAUGAUGAGGCCUUGGACUCGGCUGCAUCAUGGUUAAAACAAAUGAAGAAACGUGUACAUGCUUGCAGUGACAGUUCUGGGGACUGGCAUACUAUACAGGACAGAAUAGAAGAUAUCAAAGAUGUCACAGCAAGCAUGGACAUAGGACUUCAGAAAGUAAAUUAUGUUUGUGACCAAGCGGAGAAAAUCCUCCCUCAAACUUCCCUGGAAGGUAAAAAACUAAUUGAAGAACAAGUAACUGAGCUGACCAAUGAGUGGGAGGAGCUAAACUCAGCCAUAGGGGACUGUACUGCCAUGUUGGAGGGGGUGCAGCAGAGAUGGCACGAGUACGAGCAGUACUAUGGCAGUCUGGUCAAGUGGGUGGCAGAUCUAGAGAACUUCUUGAGGGGACCACCAGAAGCCUGCGCUCAUCUGUCUGACAGGAAAACACAGCUUGAUAAGUACAGGAUGAUAUUGUCUGAUAUAGAGAGCCAUCGCAGGCUGGUCAAUGAACUGGCUGACAGGGUUGCUAAUCUAGAAGCCCUCUGUGACAACCCUGAGGUUUCAGAUUCUCUUUCUGACAUUCAGAGCAGAUACUCCAAAAUUUUACACAGAUCUAAGGAGCUGGUAGAAAGCCUUCAACAUGGGUAUGAGGAGCAUCAGUCAUUCUUUGAAGCUCAACAAGAUUGUGAAAGGUGGCUGUACAGCAUGUCAUACAAACUUAUGUCGCUGAACACCUUGCAUACUACGACCAUGGAGCUGACCAGCAGACAGAUUGACAAGCACAAGCUUAUUUUAACUGAGAUAGAAGAUUAUCGCCAGACCUUGGAUGCUGUUUCACGUCUUGGCCAACAACUUAUUGUAAACAACUCACGUGUACCUAACUUAGCAACCCAGGUGAACGCACACCUGACCAAUCUUGAAGAAAGUUACUUAAAUCUACAAACUACAGCACACCAGAUUAGGGACAGAUUGAAUGAAAUAUUUCAGAAAUGGCAGUCAUACAAAAAUCUGCUAGAUUCUUCUCAUGACUAUCUCACCAAAAGCUUUCCUGACUGGCUGGCACUAGCUGAGAAAAGCAUACCAGACACUCUUGAACAAACUCAGAAGCAAAGAGAGGAGACUCAGGCGGAGCUGGAGAAACUGAUGGCCAUGAAACAAGCACUAGUUAAUGCACUGAAACAAUGCAGCAAUGUGGGCAGCACUGAAGAUCUGGACAAAGCAGAGGAGAAAUUAGAAUCAGCUGUGACACAGUUUGCUGAGCAGGUCCACUCUGAGAUAUCUGCAUGUGUCAACCAGGCAGAGAAGCGUCUAGAUCGACUUAGAGAAAUGAUGCUGAAAUGGGAUUCAGUAGACAAAAUGAGACAAGAUCUCCGUCAUUGGCUACGAAUAAAACAAGAAGAGUUAGAUGAGAUGGAGAACCAGCCUAGUAAAUUACAUACAGAAGCUGCUGAGUUAGACAUAGAGAGGUUAAAGGCCUUCCAAGAUGAAAUAAGAUUAAGAUCAUCAGCAAUAGAAGAACUACAAAAUCAACACAGGUCCCUGACUGAACACAACCCUACAGUUAUAGAUCCUGUUAUACAAGCUAUUAAGGAUGACUGGGAAGAGAUGUUGGGCCAGUUGGACAUACUGAUACAUGAACGUGAGACUGCAAUGGCUCAAGCCAAGGCUUUACAGGCCCAUCAAGAAACCAUGGAUGAAGACUUGGAGAACUAUGCUAGAGAACUGGAGAAACUGGACAGGACAGGCAAUGCAUUGUUGGACAAGAGUCUUCAAAUGCAGGCCCUGGCUGAGGAGAUCCACAGUAAACUGGCGUCCAUCAUAGAGCUGAGAGAUGAGGGGGAGGCUGUCAAGGCAAAACUCAGCCAGCAUGACCAGGACCUUGUUACUGAGAAGAUAAAAGAUAUAGAAGAAAAAUACAAAAGUCUGGAAACUUCGAUUCAGCGCAAAAUGAAAGGGUACAGCAUGAUAGAAGCAGACCUGAUAGAAAUCAAAGAGGAGGCAAGUUUAUACAUUCAGUGGCUCACUGAACAGGAGGAGAGAAUCAUAGCUGAACAGUCACAUACAAACAUAGAAGAAUUACAGUAUCUAGAAUAUGAACUUCAACAGCGAAGAGUUAUCCUAGAAUCUGUAGAUCAGAAAGUACGUUCUAUCCUGAGUGAUCUACCAUCUGAAGAACGAGAAGCAUUUGGCCAGCUGGUGGUUUCUCUUCAGGAAAGACAUAACAAACUGCAGAGCUGUGUCAAGGAGAAGUGUCAAAACUUGGAAGAGAUGUCUGAGAAAAUAAAAGAACUGACUCAAACAUUUGAGAAACAGAUGCAAUUGCUUGAUGAAAGAGAAAAAGAAAUAAACCAGUUUCAACAGGCGAGGCUUGAAGCAGUCAAUGUUGAGAAACAGCUAGAAAAAUGCAAGUGUGUGGUGGUCAAGGUGGACAAGCUAAAGGAGAGGCUGGACGGGACAUUAGCAGAGAGUCUCAGUCAAGUUUCAAACUGUCAACAUGCUGACACAUCACAGCUGGACCUAAUUCUGGAAGGAGUAAGAACAAAGUUAACAAGAGUUCAGGAAACUAUCACCCAGAGAAUGAAUUUCCUACAAAACUCACUGCAGUCUAGAAGAAAAUUUGAAACUGAUUGCCAGACUAUUGAUAGAUGGUGCAAUGACACAGAACAUUUGCUAGAAGAUCGUCUGCUUAAAGACUGUUCUGUUGAGAUCAAAGAGGAGGAGCUACUGAGAUUAGCAACUCUGCAGACCUCAGUGCAUGAAUUUCAAUCUUUUGUACAAGAAACAAAAACACUUGGAGAGAGUUUUCUGUCUUCUCUUAUUGACAGCGAUGCACCUGUUCUUCAUGAACUGUUAGAGAGAUUGGAAUCAAAAUAUAGCAGCGUGUCACAGAAAUCAUCAGAGAAGAAAGUUAAUUUAGAAGAAGACAUCAAGUUACAUAAAAAGAUUCAGGCUCAGAUAGCAAGUGCUCAGUCAUUUCUUGCACUCUGCCAAGAUAAGCUGAAGGAAUUAAAUCUUCCUCUUGGACCUAGUGCACAAGAUGCAGAUCAUAGGCUUAGGAUGUCUCUGAAGUUAAAAGAACAGCUAGAUGAGUACCAGGAGAGUAUUAGGGAACUUGCAAGUCAAGCUCCAGACCUGAGUCAUGUUGGUCAUGUGACUGACAGUGUGUCAAAGAUCACAGCCAUGUACCAGGCGUUGUCCCAAAAUGUGGGCCAACAUGUUAAAGUUUGCAGCUCAGAACUAGCAGUAAGAAAACAGUUGGAGCAAACUAUAGCCAUUCAGGGGACACAGCUCACAGACAUAGAAACAAGGGUCAACAACUUCCUUUCUGUAAAUACUUCAUUAGCAGAGUGGAUAGAAUUUUAUAAGGAAGUUGAUGCAAAACUAGGUAAACUGGAAACUGAGAUGCUUCCAUCAUUAGAGGGAGAUAAACAUGUUGGCCACCCACGUGAAGAUAAUGAAUCAUCAGCUGCUAUAAGUGACAAUUUAAACAGACUCAGUCAGCUAAAAUCAAGAGUAGAAGACAGUCUGCAACAAGCUGAGAAAAUUCAGUACAAAGCUGAUAAUUUUAAACUGGCUGCAACAGAUAUGGUAUCUUGGCUUGAAGAAAAAAGUAUUGCUCUGGCCACAUGUGGUACUCUUCCUCUGGACUCCUGUCAAGUCCUUGUUGCCAUAGAAAAACAUAAGGCUACAUCAAGUGAAGCUUCUGAGAAACUUGAGUCAUUUAAAGGUCUUGCAGCAUCAGUGCAAGAAAUGUACACAAAUCUUGGUCUGUCUUUACCCAGAGACUUCACAGAAAAGCUGGUCCAAGUUCAAGCUCUAGAAGAUUCAAUCAUGGCUGCAGUAAGAGAGAAAGAAGACUAUCUGAAUGUUGCACUCCGUGACAGAAAACAGUUUGAGGAUUCAACCAAACACAUUUCUCAUUGGUUGAAAGAAGCAGCUUCUCUGCUGGAUUCUGGUUAUGAUGGAUUGGAUUAUGAUACACUGGAUGGAACUCUAAGCAGCUUUACAGAUUAUUUUUCUGAGUCAAGUGUUUGUGGGGAAGAGCUGGCCAGAGCUAGCCAGUCAUCAGAGCGCCUGCUGCCCACACUUGACAUCAAUGAUAGGGCCACAAUGGAGCAGAUCCUGAAAAAUGUCAACCACAAAUACUCAACCACAAGCUCUACAGCACACAGCAAGCAAGAACAUGCCCAGCAAAAACUUGAAGCGUGGAACAAAUUUAAGGCAAGUUUAGCUGAGCUGAGUGAAAAACUUGAAGCCCUGGAGGUAGAUUGGGAACAAGUUGACAAGAAUGCUGAUGCAAGUCCAGAUGCUGUCCAGGCACACCUGCACAAUGUCAAGACAUUCCUGUCAAGGGCAGACACUUGUCGCAGUCUGGUUGACAGUCUAAACGACAUGGCAAGAGAUCUCGAACGUGCAGGAAAUGUCAACAGUCGUGCUCACCUGAACCGUAAGGUCAGCUCUGUCAACAGCAGAUGGGAGCAGCUGACAGGUCAAGCUGAAGCUAGAGUUCUGUCCCUUGAGGAGCUGGGUGGCCAGUGGUGUGACUUCAGCACAAUGCUGUCAUCUCUACAAAGUGUCAUCUGUGAGUCUGAGCACAGGUCAAGUACUGUAUCCAGGGGUGCCAUGUCAUACACACAGCUUCAGCAGCGCAGUCAGGAAAUUAAGGAGAUCCUUGAUACUUUGGAAAACCUGGAGCCACAGGUGACACGCCUGCACUCAACCAGGCUGACUCUACAGAGAGCUCUCCCUACAGCAGAGGCUAAAAUAGCUUCACAGGGGCAGUUUUUAAAUCUUGUUGAAAGAUACGAAAGACUGCUGAGUCAGGUGAGAGAAGAGUAUGCAGCUGUUCAAGCUGAGCUUGACCAACAUGAUGAAUACAUGUGCAGCAUAGACCAAUCUCUCACUGGGCUCCACACUUUGCUGAUGGAUGUCCGCACCAUUACAUCAGAGACUUCUGGGAUGGAGAAAGCUUUAACAAAACUACAGAACUACGAACAAUCCCUGGCUGCAAGUGUGGAACACAACAAGCAGCUAGCAUCAAGCCUGGAGUACAGCUACACCUCGCAGGGCCAGAUGUUUCCUAUGGAGGUCCAGGACAAGCUGGUCGAGCUCCAUCAGCUGGAAGCAGAAACUCUGGCGGCAGUGAAGGAAGCUGAGGAGGAGUUGUUCAACUUGGCUGAAGAUAGAGCUGAGUACAGGGCCUUGCUUCAGGGGGUGACAACAUGGCUACACAAGACUGACAUUUACCUAAGGGAGAGAAUCCUCGACAUUUCAGAAGCCACGUGCAAGCAGCAGACAUUAGAGCAAGAAUUUGAAGAGGUCAAAGUUCACCUUCAACGAUUGAGGACAAAGGGAGGGGACAUAAUCCAAAAGUCUUCAGAUUCUGAGGAGAAACAAAGCGUCCAAAAAACUCUGUCUGACGUCAACCGACAGUGGCUCACAUUACAGUCACGAGCAGGGGACUACGCCAAAGAACUUUCAGAAGCUGCUGAUCUAUCUCAUGCUAUUGAUGAUGUAACCAACGGUCUACGGAAGUGGGUGGAGCAAGCAGAAAAAUUAGUUCUUGUUGACAUUGAAUGGACCAAUCGUGAUGGACUUAAAGAAGCUUUAAAAGUCCACAGGAGGGUCCAGAAGGAAUUGGGCAACAACGUGGACAAGGUGAUAGCCCUGAAUGCUAUGGUCAAGCAGCUAGAGCAGGUGUGUGAUUCAUCAAGAAACAUGGUGAGAGUAGACGAGCUGCGGCAGAGAGUAGAGGCCAUACAGAUCAAUACAGACGCCCAUCUCUCUACACUGGAGGAUGUGAACAAAAAGAUAGAUGAGCACGAGAAGGAGAUCAAUGAACUGAUGAAAUGGAUUGAACAAACCAGGCAGAGGAUGACCAUGAGGGACACAACUAUUGACCUGCACAAUCAACUGGCCAUACAGGAGCGCCUGUACGACGAGGUGCUCAAGAACAAGGCGCUAGCUGAUGAGGUCGUGGCCCGCAGUCCGGACACCAACAGUCAGACAGAUGAGCUGACGGCGUCUGGCGAGCCGACCUUGACCCCUGCAAUCCGCCUGACAUCAGAAAUGACCCACCUGGAGACGGCUGCUCGAGAACAGCGCGAGAGUCUACAGCUGGCUGUCAUGCAGCAGAACCGCUACGACAGGGAGCGACAGCAGCUGGAGAAGACCAUUGCUGAAGCCGAGGAGAAACUCCAAGCCUCGUCUGAGACGGCCACCAGUGUUGCCGCCCUCAAGCAGCAGAUCGCCGAUAGAAAUACUCUGACAGCCCAGAUCCAGCAGGACAAAAUUAAGGUCAACGAGAUUGUGGAGAAACAGCGGCAACUCUUCCUGGACAGCGCCCAGCUCAGCCCCAAUGUCUUCCGCAAACACUAUCUCCCCGAGUCGGCCUACAGCGACUUUUUCUCAGCGGCGGCCCAGCACCAGAGAGGAACCUCGCCCCUGCCAACCUCCAGCAACCUGUUCUACGACACAAUGCCAACCUUCGUCUACGACACGCCGCGACUCUCGGACGCUCCGGCGUCAAUGUUUUCUGACUCGGACAUAAAUGUUUCACGUGACUCCCAGGCCGGACAGUCCCCGGCGUCAGAGAGAGAGUUGCCGUCGCUGUCCUUUGAACUGCCCAAGAAAAUCCCCCCACCCCGUACAGACAGUAUACCCAGGCCGACGUGGAGCGACAACAUCCCUUCCCUGGCCUCACCGUCACACGAGCUAGCGGGCAGCCUGAGCCUGACCCGCUCGCUGGACAGUCCACUCACCACGACACUGGAACCCGCAGUUGAGCAAACAGAUGUAGGCGAUGACGUUUGGAACAAACUUCAGCAGGAGAUGGAUGCUAAGGAAAAACAGUUGGAGGCAUCUCUGCAGAAACAAGAACAAUACCAACAGGCAGUACAAGACCUGACAGCUAAAAUCGAGAGAGUGUCCAUCAGACUGGCUGAAAGCCCUGCCUCACAGUCUGCCUCACUAGACAACCAGAUGCUGGAGCAUGAGGAAGUUUUAAAAGAGAUAGACACUAUUAAAGAAGAAAUUGAGCGAGUAAAAGACUUGAAUCAAGAGUUGGCUAGCAGUUCUGACCAAGAGGGCCAUAAGACAACCAAGUCCACUCUUACAAUGCUGGAAGAUAGACUCCACAACCUGCAAACAAUGGCAGAAGAUAAGGGGAAAACACUCCAGGAGGCCAAGACCCAGAAAGAGAACCAUGCAAUAGCCUACCAAAUCUACAACACAGAAGUUGAUGACCUGCGCAGGUGGCUAGAGGAAACCAAACUCCAGUCUACAGCUGAUGGGUUGGAGGAUGAUGAGCUAGAUCUACAGUGGCAGCUAGAUCAAAAUAAAGUCAUUCAGGAAGAAAUCAACAAGAGGUUGUGUCUCAUGUCUGACUUGGCCCUCCAGUGUGAUCAGCUGUGUGGCAGUGAGUCCCCAGAGACAGCAGAGGUCUUAAGGUCUCAACUUGCAGCCCUGCAGAAUGACCUUGGUCAGUUUAAGUUGUUUACAAUUGAAAAACAAAAUCAUCUUCGUGCUGCACUGAAGGAGGCAGAGAGAAAGAAGAGGGAAAAGGAUGAGCAAGAAGCCUUAGAGCACCAGAAAUGGAUGGCAGACAUGAACAGUUUGAAAUUAGACUCAGAGAGUUCUUCACUCUCACUGCAGAGGCAGUUUUCUAAGGAGCUGGUGACUGACCUCCAGUCUCACAAGCAGUUGGUCCAAGAAAUCUCUGACCACAAGCUGCGAGCCGCUGCCCAUCAGCAGACAUCAGAGACAGAAAUCAGACUCAACUGGCAGCGUCUCAGCUCAGAGCUGACUGUUAAAAAACAAAGUCUCGAGGCAAUCUUGAGCUCAAAUAACCUAGGGGACCUGAUGAAAGUGACACUACAUAGUACAGGUCUACAUGAGAGCUGCAAUCAAAAGUUGGAGGAGGUCAGGUUGUUGGUGUCAGAUAUAGGCCAACAAUGGGAUCAAUUGGUACAGGGGCAGAUAACUGCUGAAGACAUCAUCAACAUACAAGAGCAAUACCAGUCAGCACUUGAAAGCUUGUCUGUGUGUCUUGAUCUGGCACAAGAGCAACUGUUUACAGGCCCUGCUGCUAGUCAGGACCAUCUGAGGCUAAACCAGAACCUACAAAGACAGAUGCAAUCAAUUAAAAGGGAGGUCACCAACUUAAUUGAACAUGUAGGAGUUGCCUUCUCAUCUGCCCACAACUUUACAAACCAAGACCUGAUAAAGAAAUGUUUGGAGGAUUUAAAAGGCUGGGAGGAACUGAUUGGAGACACGGCUGUGUCUCAGGGAGAAGAUCUGGCUAGAGCUGACAGAGAGAGGACCAUUUACCUGGCUGAGCUCACUGAGCUAAGGCUAAGUCUACAGGACAUGCACAGGCUGCUUGCACCAUCUGGGCGGCUCUCACUAGAGGACCAGCUAGAGAAUAGUCAGUUGAUUGAAGCUCAGCUUCAGAAAUGUGAGAGUCAGCUACAAAAGUUGAGAGAAUCCAACAUGUCUGCAGAACAUGGAAACAUGUCUGAACUAAACACAUUACAGUCAACAUUCAUGGACAUUCAAAGAAAAGCCAUGGAAAAUAAAACCAGUCUUCAGAAUUCUGUUGCUGCACAAGGCCAAUACCAGAAGAUGAUUCAUGAUUAUGAAAUAUUUUUAGAAACAGCUCAGGAGAAAUUAAAGCUUGACUCUAUCUCAGCAAGGGACUUAAACCAUUUGAAACAGCAGUUGUCUGCUCAUAAAGACUUCUUCAGUGACCUUGAGGUACAUAAAGCUAUGCUGGAGUCAUUGGCAGGUCAGUGUGAUCCAGCAGGAAGGUCAAGGUUUCAGCAAAAGCAUUCAUCCCUGAGUAACACCACUACGGUGAUGGUAGACCAGGCCAGCCUGCAUGGUCAAAGACUGGAGAGGUUAACAAAACAAUGGACUGAACUAGAUGAGAAAUACAUGCGGCUACAAAAAGUUUUAACUGACAUUGAGCAUAAAAUACCUCAGCCAAUCACCAGUGGGGAUUCACUUAUCACCAUUCAAGAUAAACUUAGCAGAUACAAAGCACUACAGUCUGAGCUUGCAGAGGAAAGACAAACAGUUUUUGAUGUGGUUGACAGAGGUAAACAAAUCCUCCAUAGUGUCAACUGCUCAUCACUGGAAACUAUCAUUACAGACUUGGCUGAAAAGUGGGUGACACUAAACACAGAGCUGAGCCAUGAAAUCAAGAGGACGGAAACUCUAGGUGAUCAUUUGCUGAUAUUUGAAGAAAAGACAGCAUUGUUAUCAUCAUGGUUAAGUGGGGCAAAAAUAAAACUAGCUGGAUUCAAACAGUUGUCUUCAUCAGAUCUGCAAAACAUAGCUGCUGUCAGGACUAAGGUGGAAAAACUUUUGGAAUUCCGCAAAGAAGUUGAGAACCAGGUGACAUUAAAAAAUCAUGUAAUUGAUGUUGGCAACAAGCUGCUGCAGAACAAAGAUUUUGACACCAGGGGGCUCUCUGAUCGUCUGAGAAACUAUGAGGAGGAAUGGGUCCUGCUUGAGAGAGGAAUUUCAGAAACAGAAGAAUAUCUCCACCAAGCUCAGAUGGACUUGAUGCCAUCUCGUCAAGCUUUGAGCGAGCUGUUCAGUUGGAUAGAAGAAAUUCGCCAGUCUCUGAGGCAGGAUGCCAAGAAGAAAAUCAAAACAGUUGCCGACAUUGAGAAGAUGUUAAAGAGAUAUAAGGAUUACAAAGUUGAACUUUUAACCAAGAAGAUGACCCACAGUUUUGUCAACCAAUCAGUGUUGGCCCCCCAGCCUGAGGAAGAAGACGUACCCAAUGAGAAGAUGGAGUUUGCUGAGAAGCUGGGAGAGCUGAACAGACAAUGGAUGGAAGUGGAGAAAAGUGUCACAGAGCGUCUCGCUGCAUUGGAGUCAGUGCAUGCCAAGUGGGAAGAGUUUGAAAAGUCAUGUGACAGACUGCAGUCAUGGUUUAGUGAGCAAGAGGAAAAGGUCAGGCACAGCAAACUGAUUGGACAUGAAGUUGGGGUCAGGCAGAGUUUGAAAGACUGCCAGGCCAUGCUGCAUCAACUAGAGGACAAGAAGGCAGAGCUGGCAUCACUCAGGGCACUGGGCACACACCUGAUAGACAUGAGUGAUCAGUCACCUGGGUGUCAGCAGUCUGUCAGAGAUAGCCUGGCAGCCCUAGAGCUGAGGAGCAAGAAGUUAGCUGAGCUGAUCAGACAGCUAGAGGAUCAUCUAAAAGACAUGGCUGGUCACUGGCAACAUUACCAGGCAGACUUGAUGCAGCUGAACCAAGUGGUCACCCACAUUGAAUAUGCUCUAAAUCACUACACUCUCAUUGGUGGGGACAUUGGCACACUGAGAUCUCAAGUAGCUAAACUAAAGGGCCUGAAGUCUGAACUGACCAGCCACUCCCCACAACUUGAUGCCUUCUCAAAUCUGACCAAUCAGCUCAGGCAGGUUUGUGAGCCAUCAGUUCAGAUAGAUAUCCAGAAAACUCUGGCAGACUUGCAGACCAAGUGGAGGACGCUGGAUGUGAGGGUCACAGAGCGUUGUCACCAGUUUGAGCAGUCUCUUCAGUCUUGGCAAAACUUUGAAAGCCUGUGCGCGGCAAUGGAGGCUUGGCUAGACAAGAAGGAAGUCUUGUGUGCUGACCUGAUCAGGUCUCAAGGCGACCCACUCAAGUGUCAAGCAGCAUUGGACAAGUUCAGACAAAUGGAGGCAGAGCUGGAUGGUUAUCAGGUCAAAGUGUCACAACUGGCCCAAAUGAGUGACGGUCUGACAAAGAAUAUGAAUUCAUCCACAAUAUCCAUGAUAAAAUCCAGGCAGACAAUGCUAGAACAGAGGAUGGUAGCUCUUAGACAGUUGCUGUCACAGCAUAUGUCAGCUCUGGCUAAUGAGAUGUCACUCAUGGGACGGUUCAACAAAGCUUUUGAGGUUGUCCAAAAGUUCUUAAAUAAUGCUGAGGUCAUCUUAAAAACUGAAGACCCCCAGAGGUCAUCAGAGGAACACCUGCUAAAUUCUCGCCUGCAUGACCUGAGGCAACUGCUGCUGCUGUUUAGUACCAACUACAGCAAGCUGGACACUGUCAAUGAUUUGGGCUAUAGACUUGCCCUGAAUGAAUAUGACGCUGUGCGGCUGAGAGAACUUAACCACAAAUGGCAGAGGUUGUAUGAAGAGACUAGUGAAAGGUCAAGGACACUGCAAGGUCAUCUCCUUGUGCAGCAAGACUUUACAUCCAAGUGCCAAGCCUGGAUGACAUUCUUAGCCCUAACAGAACAGGACCUGGCUAGAGAGGUCAGGGGGAACCUAGAGCAGUUAAGGGAACAGCUUGAGAAGUGUCAGCACUUUGGAAAUGAAGCUUACAGCCAGCAGCAGAUUCUGCAGGCUAUCAUCAGUGAUGGGCACAGGAUGCUGAGGGCAGGGGAGGUGGAGGACAAGGAAGAUUUCCAGAGGAAGCUGCAGCUGGUGGCCGAACAGUGGCAGAGUUUGUCUCGGAGGGUCAAUCAGCGGCAGGCCAUCAUCAGAGAUGUCAUUGGUCAGUGGCACCAGUUCAACUCACUCAGCACACAGGUCAAGCAGUGGCUGGCCUUGAAAGGGGAAGAAAUGAGGGCCUGUGAGGUUGGGUCGGACUCGGUGUAUUUCAUCAGAAACUUGGUUGAGAAGAUCAAGAUCUCCCAGCAUGAGUUCCAGCUUCAAGAAGAGACCUACAAGAAGGUCCAGGAGCUGGGACACUUCCUGCUACAGUACACAGAUGUUAGAUCAGCUCAAGAGAUUAGUGCAACACUAGCUGACCUUGAAAAAGGCUGGAAGCAAAUUUUGAACAACCUUGACAUUCAGCGCAGCAGGCUGGAGCAUGUGGACAGGGAGUGGCUGGUGUGUGAGGAGGAAAUUGAGGGCAUCUUGGCCUGGUUGAAGGACAUCAGGCUUGUUUUGUCUGCUGAUAUUCCAACCACUUAUGACCAGCUGCAGGCUGAGAUUAAAAAAUGCCAGGACAUUGCCUUGGACUUCUCCACCUUUGCUGACAAACGCCAGGAGCUGGUGGCUAAAGAAAGAAAGCUGGGCCAGAUGGUUGAGACAGAGGACAUGAACCUGCUGCACCAGCGCAUCAAGCUGCUCAACAAGCAGUGGGAGGAGCUCUAUCAGCAGACACAGCUCAGGGAACAAAGGCUGACAGAAGCCCUAUUCAGAUGGACAAAUGUUGGCGACAGUAUAAGAUCUCUAAUGGAAUGGAUUCAGAUCAUGGAGGCAAAGAUCAUUUCCAAUAAAGAUCUGCAUGUUGAAGAACUCCUUGCCAAGCUGGAAAAGGAAUACAAGAGGGAAAUGAAAGAGAAAGAAAUGGAGAAGUCUAGAACAGUGCAGCAAGCAGAGAAUUUGAUGAAGAUCAGCAGUGACAUCAGAGCAUCUGACCUCCAGCAGAAGAUCUUAAGGCUGGAAGAUAGAUGGCAGCACCUGCAGGCACUCAUGGAUUACAGGCUCCACAAACUGCAAGAGACAGUUCUGGCUGUCCACCAACUGGACACUAGCAUGAACAAUCUCAGCAAGUGGCUGUCCAAUGUUGAGAAUGAACUGACUGCUGGGAUAGCUUUUAAAGACACUGAUUUCAAGGAAAUAGAAGCCAAAAUGUUGACCAAUCAGGAGCUGCAGAGAGACAUUGAGCGUCACAGCACUGGCAUCUCAUCUGUGUUGAAUCUGUGUGAAGUUCUGCUCCAUGACUCUGAUGCCUGCCCCACAGAAAAAGAGUUUAUGUCUUUACAGCACACCAUGAAAAACCUGGAGAAAAGAUGGAGAAAUAUUUGUGCCUUGUGCCCACAGAGACGAACCAGACUGGAAGAAACCUGGCAACUUUGGGAAAUAUUCCGAGAUGACUGUCAAAGGUUCUCUAACUGGAUGGCUGAGGCAGAAAGUGAAAUUCAAGACUCUGAGCUGGACAUUACAAACAUCAGAACAGCUAAGGAAGUGCUGAACAAGUAUGAGAUCCUCCAACACAACGUCCAUGAUCAUCUGGGUGACCUGGAACAUAUCAACCGCCAGUAUCGUCAGCUGGCCAAAGAAGGCAGGACGGAUGCUGACGGCUCUCUCAAGGUUCAGAUGACAAUGUUAAACAACAGAUGGGAUGCUUUACAGCUGAGAGUAACAGAGAUGAUGAAGAAGCUGCGUCACUCAGCCAGCAUAAGAGAAGACUUUGAAAUGACCUUGAAGUCUCUGGUCUCUUGGCUCCAGGACAUUGACCUACAACUGUCAAGGUUACAGGACUUCACCAGCUUGGAUUGGGAGGCCAAAGUGUCUGAUAUCAGACGUAUUGAAGAUGAAAUACACACCAGACGCCACAGGAUGGAGUACCUAGACCAGGCAGCCUUCUACCUGAUACAGAAAGGUGACAGCCAAGAGGCUCUCAGAGUCCAGCGCCAGUUGGAUGACUUCAAGGCUCUGUCCAAGCAGGUGUUUGAGAAGGUGGUCACCACACAGCUUAAAGUGGAGAGGAUGCUUGUUGCACAGGGAGACAUCAACACAUCUAGUGCUAGAACAGAAGACAGACUGCACACGUUGUCUGCUGCUGACAGAAUUCAAGCAGUGAAAGAUGCACAAAGCACUCGCAGGCCACAGGAUCUAAGUGCUGGCACUGAGAGAUAUUUCACUAGUCCUCCCCCUGAAUCUCCAUCGGUCAGUUACAGAAGCAGCAGGUCACCCAGCAGAAUCUCCGUCUCCUCUAUACAUCGGACAAGCUCUCCUCUUGUAAGGACUACAACACCUGUGCGGAGGUCACAAUCUCCGUCCCCAAUUAGGUCAGCGUCACCUUUAAGAAGGUCAGCCUCGCCUGUAGGCAGACUUACAUCCCCUAUCAGAAUGUCAACACCAUCAGGCAAAAGGUCAACAUCACCUUCUAAAUUUGCUUCAUCAAGAAGGCGAUCACCAAGUCCUGAGAAGUUCUCACCAAGAGACAGAACUUUUUCUCCUAUUGAGAAAGACAGAGAUGUGCCAGAUGGGCGUGCCUCACCCAGACAUGAUCUAUCUAAACAUGACAAGUCUCUAAAAACUGAAGUGUUGAUGGAGGGCUUGGUGGACUCAAUAGAGGACUGCAACACUAAGCUGGCGGAGUUGGAGAAGUCAAUGGAUGUCUACGGAGACACUGAUCUGCUGGUUCAGCAAUUAUUAGAAUGUGAAGUGGCUGUUGAUCACAUGUUGAGACUACAUCGACUGCUACAAAUAGAAUUGGAUCCAGAAAUUGUUCCAACUGCUGAUGCUCAAGUGUCACUGGUGAAAAGGAAGUUUGAGAGUUUACAAAAGCGAGCCAUGGAUGAAGAUUAUAAAAUCACUCAUGACAGACACGACCUUCUUCAAUUCACUCAUGACCUUGAUAACAUGCUCAAGUGGCUGGGAGAAGCAGAGGCCUUACAGUCCACCCUCAGACCACUCCCAGUGGACAUCGGUCAACUCGAUGUUGUUAUCAGACAGUUUAAGGAUUUGAGUGCCCAGCUUGAAUCAAAGAAACCAAUCAUCUACUCCAUUAACCUCAUCAGUAGAAACUAUCUUCAGGGGAAAAAUCUCAAGGCACAUCAGAUUGAGAAAAAGUUGCAGGACAUGAACAGAAGAUGGGAGCUUGUUCUUUCCAGGGCUUUUGAAAUUGAAAGAGCUCUUCAGAUUGCAUUGAUUGAGUGUCAAGAAUUCCACCAUAAAAUUCAUGACUACCAGCUGUGGUUGGAGGACCUGGAGACUAGACUGAAACAGUGUGAACCCAUGGACCUCAGUGCAGACAAGAGAUUCUUGUGGGAGAAAUACAGAAAGAUAGUUGAUAUAUCAAGCGAAUUAAAAAAUAACCAAUCCAACAUUUUAUUGCUGAAAGAAACAGCUGAUCAGCUGCUGGUUAGAGCUGACUCCCAAGAAAUGUUAACAGCCCGAGACAAAACUCACAUCAUUAGCAAUCGUUUGCGAUCCCUACUUCAUCUGUCAUCUGCUUAUAUUUCUAGUCUUGAGAAUAAGUUACAAAUGGAAACUAAAAGUUAUGAAGGGAAGUUUUUAGAAGCUGGCAGUUCUAGAACUUCAGCUCAAAGAGGACCUGCCCUUCUCCAGAUGAGAACAAGACCAGCUUUAUCUGUUUCUAGAAAGCUAUUUACUGAGAGUACUGGCCCUUUGCUUCAUUCCAGCUCAAAGGAUAGAGACAAUUUAAAUUCUAACACCAGAAGCUUGCUUGAGGCCACUGGUCAACACCAAGUCCGUCCAUCUUUGCUGAUGCGAGUCAUUUGUGCAGCCAUUCCAUUUUAUUUGUUGUUGCUUUGUUUUUUACUCCUGGCCUGCCUUUUCCCAGUUUGUGAUGAUGAAAACAACUGUUUGCUAAAAAACAAUUUGCGAAAUUCUUUUUCCCUCAUGUUACAUUACACAGAUGGAGCUCCACCAACAUAGACUCAAUAUUAUUUGCAUUGCUUGUAAAUUUAAAAAAUGUAAAUCUGAUAGUAUUACUUUGCUAUGUACAAUAUUACACUGAAUAUGAAUGUGUGUUUAUUGAUAAUGUACUGCAUGUGUUAUGAUUUGAUUAGGUUUUUUUAUGCUCUUUGCAACAUUUAUUAAGCCUAAAGUCUAUCUAAACUAUCAUGUGGAUAAUAUUAUAGGAUAACAUUCUAUUAGCCAUGUUGUUUUAUUUUUUACAAAUGAUAACAUUUUUAUAAGUUUUUCAAUAACAAUUAUUGUUUGUUGUAGAAAAAGAGAAAACUUUGUUUCUAAUCUAUUAACUCGACAGAAUCUACAAAAUAUUUUUAAAAGAUUUUUUUUAAAUGUUAAAUUAUAUCUGUUAAGUUACCUUCCAAAAUGUAAUAUGAUUACAGUAUUUAUUGUAAUAAUGAUGUACAGUUUAGGCACUUUCAUGUGUUUAUGUUAAAUUAAUUUACUCAAUUUCACAGGGUGAACUAUGCAAACAAUCAGCUAAAUUUUUGUUUUGAGACAACUUGAAGAAAAGCAAUGAUGAGAAAACUUUAUGUACAGUCAACUAUUUGCUAUGUGUUGAUUUACUCUUUUGUGUGGUGUACUAUGAUACUAUUAUUUGUUAUAUAGCUUAUUCUUGGUGUCAUUUUAUAAACUCAUUAUUUGUAUAUUUACUAGAAUUGACAUAAUUGUCUUUAAAACAAACUGUGAUAGAGAAGGCAGCAAAGGGCCUGUGUGUGAAGAGUAACUAAUUAUACAUCAUUUUAUUAAUAGUUGUCAUACAUUAUUUCAGUCAAGAUUUUUACUGUAUGUUUUUCUGUUGUACCCAUAGAGAAUGCUUUUAUCAAAUUAUUAAAUGAUAGCUCCUGCUAGUUUCAGAUUUGCCUAAUUCUUCAAGAGAAUUAGAUUUCAUCUUUACAGUGUGCCAGUAAUAUAUAGGUAUUCUGAGUAUUAGUGCUAUAUUUAUAUGUGGCUUCUGUAGGUAACAACUUGUAUACUGCAAUAUUAUUGAAGUGUAUAUCAAAUUAUAUUUACUGCUUGUACAAUAGAUUUUGAUACUCAUUAAAAUUAAAUCAUUUUACAUACA
Messenger RNA from Physella acuta, 33552 nucleotides. Its product is annotated as muscle-specific protein 300 kDa. Gene Ontology annotation, cellular component: cytoplasm; nuclear outer membrane; meiotic nuclear membrane microtubule tethering complex. NCBI's taxonomy places the organism in Eukaryota, Metazoa, Mollusca, Gastropoda, Physidae. Gene Ontology annotation, molecular function: actin filament binding. The record is from RefSeq and is a predicted model, not a curated record. Gene Ontology annotation, biological process: nuclear migration.